This is a messenger RNA of Sapajus apella (tufted capuchin), 4303 nucleotides long. RefSeq names its product translation initiation factor IF-2-like. Lineage: Eukaryota; Metazoa; Chordata; Mammalia; Primates; Cebidae. The transcript has a single exon. The record is from RefSeq and is a predicted model, not a curated record. Bases 495 to 1193 code for a protein of 232 amino acids.
CUUCCUGAUCUCUUCACCAACUCUCCCCACUACUAGAGAAUUGAGCUGCUCCCAAAGAUGUAAGUAAACAGGCGACUGUUUACAUCUCCUGUGGGUGGGAGAGGCCCCACCCACUCUAUCCUAGGAGAGGGCAGUGAAAGAGGAUAAGGCCCAGAGGGAUAAGGGUGAGGGAGCGUGGCAAGGAGAGGAGUUCAGAUCAGGACAGGGAAUGGAGGAGGGCAAGGAGUGAAGGGCAAAACCCACAGCCUGGGAAAGAGAGAGGAAUGAAACCCAGAGUAUCAGGUGGACGGAUCACGGAACUGGGGGCCAGCGGAGGUUAAGGAAGGAGGGCCCAAGGGUAGGGGUGGGAAAAAGAGGAGGAGGCGGAGGAAGCGCGCUUGUGAAGAGGACAGGCCAGAGCGGGGAGGGGAAAAGCAGGACGAGGGAGAGGGUGAAAGGUGAGAAACGAGGGUGUGAGGAAGGAGGGUCCGGGGCGCUGGGGAGUUGGGGAGAGGAUGGAGCGACGGGUAGAGCAGCUUGGGCCGAGCCGCGGGGGUGGAAUCCAGACGCCGGGCGGGGGAGGGGGCGGCGGGACGGUGGGUGGGGGCCACCAGGCGGCGCCGGAGACCACCAAACUUUACAACGAGCGAGCCUGCUUCCUGGAGGGAGUGCAGACAAGGAGCAGGAGCGGGAGCCGAGCCUCGCGGCCCGGGGUACGGCGCCGCCCGCCCCUCCCCGGCAGUGCCUCCCGACCCCCUGCUCUCCGCCCGGACACGACCCGAGGCCCCGCCCGCCACCCGGGACCCUUCCCCGACACUGCCCCGGGACCCUCGCCCCAGGACCGCGGGGUUCCCUCCCGGCCCUGCCGCCCGCCCCAGCGAGAACAGGCCAGACGGGCCCAGCGGUGGCGGCCCCAGGGAGGCCCGGCCCGGCAGCGGGGAGGCGGAGGGCGCGGCGCAGCCCGAGUUUCCCACCUUUUCUCCUGGCCCAGACGCGGCUGGGGCGGACGGGACCUCUCGUGCUCUGCCUCCUCCUCCUGCUUCAUGGAGCCAUGCGCCUGGGUGGGGGCUCCGGAGAGAAGCGGGCCCGCAGGCUGGCCGGACGCGCGGCGCGGACGGGGCGGGGCGAAGGAGGCCGGCGGGCGGAGGAGGAAGCGGCGGGGCGGCGGCGGCCGGGAAGAACUAGAGGUAUUCCCCGGGCGGCUGGAGGACUGAGUCGAGCCGGGACCCGAGUCCUCCGGUAUCCCAGCAGCCACCGGAGGCAGUGAGGUAAUGGAGGAAGAAUGUAGGGAGUCCUCCAGUGGACCACACUCCUUCUAGCGAGCCACGGAAACCAUAGAGAUCAGGGCUCAGCCGGAGCGCCGGCCCACUGCUGUCAUGUGGCCUCCAUCCAUGCUCUUUAUUGGCUGGCGCUGGCUCUACGGGGUUGAAUGUUGGACGCUGCCUGCCAUUCGUGGGGCCGAGUUUCAGGCAGUUGGAAUAAAGAGACACCGGGAAGACAGCGAGGAGGCCAGCGUCCCUGGCGGGGCGCAGAGUUGGCCGAGCAGGGCACCUGGCUGUCAAGCUUGCCAGCGCAGUGCGCGCUGGGCCGCCCCGGAGCGGUCGCAGAGCCCUCCGGGAGUCGUAGUCCGGGCCAGGCGCGCGGCUUUGUCCGCCACGCAGCUCGGGAUACGGGUCGAGUUGUCCGCCGGGGUGCUGCUGGGCCCAGUCGCGCGUUAGCCACCCAGCAUCGAGCUGCCUACGGCUGUUCUCCCUAAGCACCCUCGCUCACGCCGCUUCGCCUCGCCUCGCCUGACCGGCCGAAGCCUUCGAGAGCAGCUUGAAAGGGGCAGCUCAGACCAUCCUUAAAUCGAGCCGAUGACAGCCCGGCCCGGCCCCGCCCUCGGGGAGAUGCGCGGGGCUGAGUGCCGGCCGCUGGCCCCUGGCCGGGCCUGCCUCCUGAUGCACCGGGAACGGGCUCGCCCACCGGCGCCAGGGGCGGCAGGGGCCCAGCUGCGUCUUUCUCUCCCGAGCCCCCAGCUAGAGGUGCCUUCGGCGGAUUACCCACUUUGCAGGAUUACUCAACAGGCCGAUUAAGCACAUCUUCACCUCUAGCAGGGCAAAGGUUUCUCUCAAAAAGAACAUUACAAAAUGUUUUUGAAAGAAAUUUGGGGGUAAAUUUAACUUAAAUACUGAUUUUUGAUAAGACUUGGUCUUAUGACAGCAUUUUAAAUUACAGAUGGGUUACACUAAAAGUCGUUUCUGACCUACUCCCUUACUCUUAAGGCUCCAAAAUAAACUUAGUCCCUGAAGCAAAGGUGAGCCCUGUUCUAGAGCAGUGUCUUUCUUGUGUAACAAGACGGCCUCAAGCCCACAUACAGGCUGUUUUGUGUUUUGCUUUUCUGUUGAUGCACAAAGGAAUACUUAAUAUGUUUGUCCUCAAGGACCAAAGACAAGUAUCUAGUAAAAAAUGCAAAUCAUAUCUAACAGUGAAGCUUUCCAGCAAAAACCUUCUGCUCUAGAAUGCAUAAUUAUGCGAGCAUAAUAAGAUCUUCUACUGCAGACUUUUAGCAUAAUUACCUAUAGGCAGCAAAACCCGAGUCAACUGAGUGUCUGGUGCUUCUAGGACCUGGACUUCUCAAAGAGAAUGGGCAAGGAGGACAGGAAGGAAGAGACAGCUAUGCUUCGUGGAACAGGAGGUGACUUUUAAAAAAUUUUUCUAUGGCAGUCUUCUUAAUUCCUGUCACAGACUUGAACUGCUUAUCUGCUGUUGAGGCCACGGUUGCCAGUUUCUAACCUUCUCUGUCUGCCUGAAAAACUAGAAAUUAGAUGAUCAUGUGGCCUAGAGCCAGAAGUGCAGGAGGCAGAAAGCCAGAGGCCGAUUUUUUUUUUCCGAAUAAGAAGGCCAAAUCCUGACUUAAAAUAAUCAAAAUAAAUUUUACGGAGUGAAAGUCUUUCCAGCUGAAAGCCUUAAAACAUGGCAUCUGGAAGAAGGCCCUAGUCUAUUGCUCCCAGGGUGGUACUAUGUAGUCAUUAAACAGCCCACAGAUAAGGGAGUUAUUGCUCCCUGGUUAUUGGGCUGCCAGGAACUAAAUGAUGGAACUAAGUUUCACUUGAAACAUUCUCAAAUUAAAACAAAAACAAGCCUUGCUUUGAGCUGUUGAAAAGGCAUUUUACUGAGACUAUCCAGAUGUUGUUGCUGUUCUUAAAUGUUUUUGAAAGGCAAAGGGUCAGAACUUUUCAGAAAGUCACUUUGAGGUCACCUCACAUCAGCAAGCAACAGUCUGAACUGAUGGAAAAAUAAACAAUGAAAUUACAAACAGGAGGAAGAAACUGAAAUGAGGGUAGUUUUUGCCAUAAAUAUGAAAGAGGCUGUGUCUUACUUAUCUUCUCAUUUCCUGUACAUAAUUCAGAAACCUGGUAUGUAAUAGACAUACAUAUUAUUUGUAGCCUGACUGAAUAAAUGAAGAAGGAAACCAAGAAGCAGCAGGCAGAUAAUAUACUUGGGACAGGAGAACUGUAAAGGAGCUGGGUGGCUCAAGACCUCUGUAUGAUCCGCACAUGUCACCCCAAUCUGCUGUGACAUAGCUGUACUACUCAUCAGAAUACCCCAAAAUGAACUGUUUGCCUCCCUUAUGUAAAGCUUUUAUCAUUUCCUAUCUUGAAUGGUUAAGAAUAUGUAGUAAUGGUUAAGAGACUCCACUGCGGAAUCAACCUGCAUGGCUUCAAAUUCCAGCCCUGAUGGUGAAUACCUGAGAACAAGUGACGUCAGUGACUCAGGUUUAUCAUCUGUAAAAUGGGGAUUAUAGCAUUCCUGCCUCAUAGGGAUGUUAUCAGAUUUAAAUAUCAAUAAGUCUAUACAUUAUGAACCUUAUCAUAUUGGCAUGGCAGAAAUGCUCAGUAACUGAACUUUGUGAACAUUAGAAUGUUGAGAUCCGCAUGAGGUAGCCUGCAUACUGGGCAUAUACAUUCUUCUGGAUUUGUUCCUUGUGUGAGCAAUCAAUGAUAAGCUAAAGGCAUUUGCUAGCCAAUAGGAAGAAAUAAGGUUUCACAUGGGAUCUUGGUGGGUGAUGUAGAUUUUAUCUGUCCCAUUUGUCCCAUUUCUCAACUUGAAGUAAGCCUGGCCUUGGUCUGCAUCUCUGCUCUCCCUUCCACAAAAGGCAGGCCCUGAGAGACUCCAGAAAUGGCACCUGUCUCCUGUGUGUCCUCCACCACUUUGUCCACUUGGGCACUUCAAAGGUAUGAUCAGUAUUUAUCUGAUUAAAAGAAAUCUUUGUAUAUACAGAUAUCUACAUAGGUUGAAUCUUUCAGAGGUAUAAAGUAGUUUAAAUAAACAAAUAAACCCU